AUGGCUGGGAACAAUUUCACUCAGGUGACUCUUUUUGUCCUCUCUGGAUUUGCAAAUCACCCUGAAUUACAGGUCAGUCUUUUCUUAGUAUUUCUCUUCAUUUAUAUUUUCACUGUUUUGGGGAACCUGGUACUCAUCCUGCUAAUCAGAACCGACUCUCGGCUGCACACACCUAUGUACUUCUUUCUUAGCAAUUUAGCUCUCAUUGACAUAUUUUAUUCCUCUACUGUGACACCCAAGGCGCUGGUAAAUUUCCAAUCCAAACAGAAAUCCAUCUCCUUUAUGGGUUGCUUUGUUCAAAUGUACUUUUUUGUUGGUUUGGUGUGCAGUGACUCUUUUCUUCUGGGAUUAAUGGUCUAUGAUCGUUAUGUAGCGAUCUGCAAUCCUUUAUUGUAUGGGGCAAUCAUGUCCCAGAAAGUGUGCGCCUGGUUAGGAGCAGUGCCCUAUGCCAUGGGUUUCACAGACUCGCUGAUCUCCAUCUGCAUGAUAAGCAGUUUGGGCUUCUGUGAUUCCAGCAUCAAUCACUUUUUCUGUGGCACCACAGCUCUUUUGGCUCUGUCCUGUAGAGAGGCAUUUGGCACGGAAUUGGUGAUCUUUAUUUUAGCAGCAUUCGCUCUUCUUAGUUCACUCCUCCUCAUCACAGUGACUUACGUCAGCAUCAUCUCAGCCAUCCUGAGGAUCCAGUCUGCAGCAGGCAGGUGGAAGGCCUUCUCCACCUGUGCCUCCCACCUCACGGGGGUAACCAUCUUCUAUGGGUCCCUGAUUUUCACAUACUUGCAGCCUGACAACACAUCAUCCCUGACCCAGGCACAAGUGGCAUCUGUGUUCUAUACCAUUGUCAUUCCAAUGCUGAACCUUUGA
This is a messenger RNA of Sciurus carolinensis (gray squirrel), 861 nucleotides long. RefSeq names its product olfactory receptor 8I2. NCBI's taxonomy places the organism in Eukaryota, Metazoa, Chordata, Mammalia, Rodentia, Sciuridae. Gene Ontology annotation, biological process: G protein-coupled receptor signaling pathway; sensory perception of smell. Gene Ontology annotation, molecular function: olfactory receptor activity; odorant binding; G protein-coupled receptor activity. Gene Ontology annotation, cellular component: membrane. The record is from RefSeq and is a predicted model, not a curated record. The coding region runs from base 1 to 861 and encodes 286 amino acids. The transcript has a single exon.